Messenger RNA from Cucumis sativus (cucumber), 786 nucleotides. RefSeq lists its product as uncharacterized. Bases 255 to 548 code for a protein of 97 amino acids. The record is from RefSeq and is a predicted model, not a curated record. Gene Ontology annotation, biological process: regulation of mitotic cell cycle spindle assembly checkpoint. Gene Ontology annotation, cellular component: anaphase-promoting complex. The transcript is spliced from 2 exons. Lineage: Eukaryota; Viridiplantae; Streptophyta; Magnoliopsida; Cucurbitales; Cucurbitaceae.
UUACUUGAUUUAGUAGAUUGAAGAGAAAUAGAGAGCACAGUCAACAGUGGUGGGAAGAUUGACGGUGGCCGGAAUGGAACGAAAUCUUAUAUAUAACAAAAUUUCAUAUUUUAUCGAUUCUUAGUAUAGGCGAUGAUAAGCUGAAACCAGAAUAGGGACAGAAAUAAACCAGUUGCCAAACACUAGAGAUUUUCGAGUUUACAACAGAGCGAGCCCAUUCGGAGUGUCUCCAGUUUCCAGCUCCGGUGAGAAAAAUGCUGCAGUUCCCGGCUUUCAUGACACAGUAUCCUUGGUCUACCAGGAAAAUUCCGACGUCGUUUUUACUGCCGUCUCAGUGGCCUCAACCCCAGAACGAAGAGCUACUGCUCGCCAUGGAAGAAGCUGAUUUUGAAGAAAAGUGCAAUGAAAUUAGGAAAACAAACAGCAACCUUGUGGUCAUCGGAAAAAUGACUGCUGACAAUGAUAAGGAAGACAUUGAGGCAGAAGAUGAUGAUGCUGACAAUGCUGAUGAAUCUGAGGCUGAAGAAUUUGAGCAGGAAACUGGCUAAAACUACUUGCAUCUUUGUGCCCUUUCUUGCCUUUACUCUUUAAAAUCCUCAAAUUGCUAGUUUUUUUUAACGAUUGUUCUUUGUAAAUCUGUCACUUUGAAAAGCCAGAGUUUUUGUAAUCGUUCAAUUUGCUACUGUUAUACUGUUUCCAAUUUUACUUUCAAUAUGAUGUUACAAUUAUGACAUUGAAAGUUGAAUGGUGUUACUAAUGCUUGAUCAGAAGAAUUGUACUCCGUAA